Paramacrobiotus metropolitanus is the source of this 1039-nucleotide messenger RNA. RefSeq names its product cytosolic-abundant heat soluble protein 107838-like. The transcript has 3 exons. The coding region runs from base 117 to 815 and encodes 232 amino acids. The record is from RefSeq and is a predicted model, not a curated record. NCBI's taxonomy places the organism in Eukaryota, Metazoa, Tardigrada, Eutardigrada, Parachela, Macrobiotidae.
UCAAUUCAAUUUCCUUCCGAAUAAAUUCGAAUUUUCCGAUUAAUUCCGAUUAAUAAAUCCCUGAUUUAUUUUCUUCGAUUUUUUGUUUUUUUUUAAGUGUUGAUAAAUUAGUAAUCAUGUCGGUUGAAGCGAUGAAUAUGUCGAUGAAUCCUGACGCCGUCUUCAUCCCCCCCGAGCAGCAGCAGCAGCAGGGCCGCGAGGUGCAGCAGGAGCGCAAAGAAGCCCAGCAGACCAGCUACAUGACCUCGCAGGUCAAGGUCCCCAUGAUGCACCUGCCCUCGCCCUUCAUGAGCACCGGAUUCUCCGCCCAGGAACUCAUCGGUGAAGGCUUCCAGGCGUCCAUUUCGCGCAUCAGCGCCGUGUCGGAGGACAUGCGCCAGCUGGACAGUCCCGAGCUGGACGAGGAGGCCCGCAAGGACAUGGCCGCCAAGCAGCGCGAGCACGACAUGCUGACGCAGCAGUACGAGAAGGAGGUGGAGCGCAAGACGGAGGCCUACCGCAAACUGCAGGAGGCCGAGGCCGACAAGAUCCGCAAGGAGCUGGAGAAGCAGCAUCUGCGCGACGUGGAGUUCCGCAAGGACAUGGUGGAGAUGGCCAUCGACAACCAGAAACGCCAGAUCGACCUGGAGAGCCGCUACGCCAAGAAGGAGAUGGACCGCGAGCGCACCCGCUGCCGUCUCAUGCUCGAACAGCAGAAAUUCCACAGCGACAUUUCGGUCAACCUGGAAGCCAGCGCCGCCCACACGGAAACCUCCGGACAGUGCGUGUCGGAAUCUCAAAAGUUCACCGAAAACAACCGCCAACUCAAGAAGUAAACCCCGCCCCCAACGAAUUCCCCUCCGCGAUAUUUUCUACCUAUCCUUAACAAUAUUUAAAAAAAUCCCUUUUCAACAUUAAUAGCUUGUUUUCUUGCAAUUCUCUAAAUGUUCACCAUGUGAGCAAAAUUAAUUAAAAUUUUUGUACCGUAUAAGAUUUUGUACAGAAACUGUCUGUCUGUCAAACGCGAAAAUGAGAAUAAUUAAUAAAACGUGGUAACUGA